AUGGGAGAGGAUCAGAUGGAACCUGCCCUGCAGGUGAUUGUGCUGGGUUCCGGAGGCGGACCUCUCGAGUCCAAUGUCACUUCAUUCUUGGUCCGCUCCGUCGCUCAAAACUGGCAUCGCGGUUCUGUCGUCGCCGUCGAUGCCGGUGUUCAUCUCUCAUCGAUAUGCAACCUCAUUGAGGCUGCGACGCCCUCACCAGCCCCCUCUGCCCCCUUCACACUCACCUCAGGCCCUUUCUCCGGCAUCGAGCUUCCUCAUACAUCCAUCCUAGCCAAUGCCGCUCACAUAACUCAGUCGCUUGUCGAUACGUACCUCAUUACUCACCCUCAUCUCGAUCACAUCGCUGGCUUCGUCAUCAACACGGCCGGCUUACCAGGCACCCGACCCAAGAAGCUAGCCGGUCUGCCCAGCACCAUCCAGGCCUUCAAGACGCACAUCUUUAACCAUGUCAUCUGGCCUAAUCUCAGUGAUGAGAACAAUGGCGCUGGAAUGGUUACUUUUAUGAGAUUGGUCGAGGGAGGAAGCCCUGCUCUUGGUGAUGGCGAAGGCAGGGGUUAUGUCGAGGUCGCCGACGGGCUUCAAGUCAAAAUCUGGAGUGUGAGCCACGGCCACUGCAUCGAGAAGCACAACCACAGGGGCUCAGCUUCGAGUUCCUCGACGCGAUUCGGCAGCCAUGAUGCUUCCAUGUCCAUACCCCCACGACGCGACCUCUACAGCCUCCCAGUACCUCCCCAGCGAACCUCGAGUCUGCUCAGCCAAGCCACAUUCGGCCCCGGAUCUCCUCAGACCGAGCAGGAGCGGAUAUGUGUCUACGAUUCAAGCGCAUACUUUAUCCAAGACCAGAAAACCCACCGCGAGGUUCUAAUCUUUGGUGACGUCGAACCUGACUCCCUGUCACUGAGUCCCCGAAACUUUCAGGUGUGGAACGAAGCCGCACCAAAGAUCGACUCAGGCUCCCUGCGUGCCAUAUUUAUCGAGUGCAGCUAUGACGAUUCGCAGUGCGAUGACCGCCUAUUCGGACAUCUCAAGCCUGUCUACGUUAUCCAGGAGCUGCGUGCGCUGGCCUCUCAAGUUGCUGAGGCUCGUAGUAACCGACUCCUCAAUACCAAGAAGCGCAAGCGUGUAGGCAGUCUCAACGAGGAAGUCCCUCGCCGGAAUCCUUCACUGGCCAAUCUCUCACCAGAGGACCCCGUCUCGCCAAAGACCAUCAAGGCUUCAUCGGUCGACCUCGUGUAUCCUGGUCCUGAGACACCCCCGACACCGCACCUAGCUACUCCAACAGCUGAGCUGACCCUCAGGGAACUCGAGUCGUUCACUUCUGCACCUAUGAGACAACUCGAGGGGCUCAAGGUUGUCAUCAUACACGUCAAGGACCGGUUAAAUGAUGGACCCAACGUGGGCGACCAAAUCCUGGAGCAGCUCCUGGAGCACGAAAAGGAGGCGCAGCUGGGUUGCGAGUUUGUCAUUUCCAAGCCCGGGCAGAGCUUUUUCUUUUGA
Molecule: messenger RNA, 1497 nt
Organism: Fusarium keratoplasticum
Lineage: Eukaryota; Fungi; Ascomycota; Sordariomycetes; Hypocreales; Nectriaceae
Exons: 2
Coding region: 1-1497 (498 amino acids)
Biological process (GO): cAMP catabolic process; cGMP catabolic process; negative regulation of glucose mediated signaling pathway
Molecular function (GO): 3',5'-cyclic-AMP phosphodiesterase activity; 3',5'-cyclic-GMP phosphodiesterase activity
Source: RefSeq, a predicted model, not a curated record